Molecule: messenger RNA, 1294 nt
Organism: Drosophila yakuba
Lineage: Eukaryota; Metazoa; Arthropoda; Insecta; Diptera; Drosophilidae
Product: glycerol-3-phosphate phosphatase
Exons: 3
Coding region: 1-1023 (340 amino acids)
Cellular component (GO): cytoplasm
Molecular function (GO): phosphatase activity
Source: RefSeq, a predicted model, not a curated record
AUGAAUCGGAAUCAGCCAGCCCGUCGCCGAUUUAGUCGAGUCGCAAGCAUUUGGCGAAGCGGUCUACGGAGCAAAAUGUCCAGAGGCGGUGCUGUGGACUUGACCGGCCUAUCCGGGGAGCAGGUGAGCGAGUGGCUCCAAAGUUUCGACACGGUUCUCUGCGACGGCGACGGCACAAUUUGGCAGGAUGACACGGCCAUCGCGGGUGCUCCGGAUGUGGUGAAUGCCCUGCAGGAUCGCUUUGGCAAAAAAGUCUACCUGAUUACCAACAAUGGACUGAAGACGCGUCAUGAGCUCUUUGAACGCUGCCAGCGCCUUGGCUUCCAUUUACCCAGCGACCGACACAUCAUAUCGCCUACGGCGGCCAUCUCCGACUAUCUGGUUGGGAGUCCGCAGUUCGACAGGACGCGACACAAGGUCUAUGUGGUGGGCAACGCGGCCAUUGCGCGGGAAUUAAGGCAGCACGGAAUCGACAGCUACGGAGCCGGAGGAACAGAUGAACUGCCUCCGGGCGACAAGUGGCCGGACUUUGUGGCACGUGAGUUUGGCAACUCAGAAGCGGCAAGGGAUGUGGGCGCCGUGGUGGUCGGCUGGGAUGAGUACUUCAGCUAUUGCAAGAUGGCUCGCGCCUGUCACAUCCUCUGCAGUAAUCCCGACGCCGCAUUCCUUGUUACCAACCGGGAUGCCGUGCACAAGUAUCCAGCCUUCUGUAUCCCCGGUACCGGGGCCUUUGUGGCCGGCAUUGAAGCCUGUUCGGAGCGGGAAGCCCUCGAGAUGGGCAAGCCAAAUCCUUUGGUCCUUGAGCCCCUAACCAAGGCUGAGGAACUACGUACCGAGCGAACGCUUAUGAUUGGUGACUGCCUCAAAAUAGAUGUUGGUUUCGCCAGCAAUUGUGGCAUGCUAUCGCUUCUGGUGGGCACUGGUCGAUAUAGUAAUCUCUCGGAUGUCCAGCGGGAAAAAGACAGGCUUCCCCAGCCAGAUUUUUAUCUGCCCCGGCUGUGCGACCUGCUGCCCCUUUUGUGAGCCAUAAGUCCCAUCGGCUCCCGUACAGCUAUAAACACGUUAUCAACAUCUUAAUUCGACUUUUAUUUGGCUUUAGUUGGUGUGUUUACACAUAGUUGUACAUAUUGUAUCUGCCGGCAAGUAACACUCUCAGAUGGAUACUUUCUUUACAUAUAUAAGAGUGGGUGAAAAAUUGCAGGCCCUGAAAGUUAUCCAUGAACAAACCCAUUUUAAACUAUGUAUUUCGCAGAAUGAAAAAUAGAGUGUGUUGCAAAUAAAUUUAGAAAAACAA